UCUUGCAUCUCUAUGCAGUUCUACUUACGCAUUUGCGAAUUUAGGCGUCGAAUUUAAAUAAAUAUUGUGGACUCGAGCCGGCUGCCAGAGUCCAACCGUUGCUGCCACCGCGAAGCCAAGACCGUGUGCCAGCCGGGCCAUGUACGCCACCAACAAUGGCGGAACGAACAAGGCGCCAAACAGCAGUGGCACCUCCAUGUUUGACAACACCAUCACCGUGACCCCAAUCAAGGUGGAACUGAGCUCGGCCGUCGCCCAGGCGUACGCCGCUGGCAAGGGCCAAGCUCCAACGGCGGCGGCGGUGCAGCGAAGGACGCCCAAUGCAGUGGUGGUGACCACCACCACAGCCCCCAAUAGCCAACAUCAACAGCAGCAACAACACCAGCUGCAGCUUGCGGGAGGCGGAGGAGGCACCACCACGCUAACCUUACCCAUGCAAGCGACCCUGGUUUCUUCGAAUAAUGCCUCCUGCACCAUCGUCAAUCCUGGUGGAAUGAGUGUAACAACCAAUAGCGUAGCCAGCACCACGGGGAGCACGCCCAAGGAGAAAACGACGACGAAGGCAAGCCGGGCGCAGGUGGCGCGCAAACCGCCGCCCACAAUUGACAAUUUCUGGCCCAACAUUGUGAGUGAAGUGCAUGGGAUCGGCCAGGUGGACGCCAAGCAUCAAGUGCUGCCGCUGGCACGCAUCAAGAAGAUCAUGAAGCUGGACGAGAACGCCAAGAUGAUAGCCGGCGAGGCGCCGCUGCUGUUUGCCAAGGCCUGCGAGUACUUCAUCCAGGAGCUAACAAUGCACGCCUGGGUGCACACGGAGGAGAGCCGCCGGCGCACGCUGCAGCGUUCGGACAUUGCCCAGGCAAUUGCCAACUACGACCAGUUCGAUUUCCUCAUCGACAUUGUGCCCCGCGAGGAGAUCAAGCCAUCGUCGUCGUCCUCCUCCUCGUCAGCGGCGGCGCAGAAGCAGAACAAGGAUGGCGGCAGCACCAUGGCUGGGUCUGUUGCCAACUCCGGAGCGUCGGCAGCCUCUGCAGCUGGCAGCGCCAAUGCCACAGGCAACUUUGUAGCCGGUGGUGCCAAUGUACCUGCAGCCACCACUGCCGCCGGUGGCCUCAAGCUGGACGCCGUUCCAGGCACAACCAGUGCCGGUGAGGUGCUCAGCUUCAGUCCCGUCAAUCCGGACAUCUUUUCCGCUCAACUGCAGCAGCAGCACGCCGCCCAGCAGCAGCAGCAACACCAUCACCAUCCCCAGCAGGUGCAGAUCAUCCAGCAGGCUGGCCAUCCCGGUGGCCAGCAGCUGCAAUACUUCAUUGCCCUGCCCGGCCAGCAGGCGGCGCAGCUGGUGCAGCAACAGCAGCCGCAGCCCGCCCAGAAUCAUCUGGCCAACAGUCUGGGCCUGAACAUAGUCACCGCCCAGCAGCAGCCCACCCAGCAGUUGAUCCUCACCGCCGGUCCCAAUGGCCAGCUGACAGCCACGCCUGCGCCACAGACGACCGCCCAGCAACAGCAGCAGCAGGCGGCCCUGCUCCAGAAUCUCGCCCAGCAGCAGCAGCAGGCGCAACAGCAGCAGCAGCAGCAACAACAGCAGCAGCAGAUCCAGCUUAUCCAGCAGGUGGUGACGCCCACGGGCGAGCUGACCAAUGUACCGAUCGCUAUCAAUGCCAAUCACUUGCAUUUGCUGCGCCUGCAGAUGCAACAGCAGCAGCAGCAACAGCAACAACAGCAGCAAGCGCAGCAGCAGCAGCAACAGCAGGUGAUCAUCCCCACACAGCUGCUGACGGCGCAGCAAAUACUGCAGCUGGGCGGAGCCACUGCGCAGCAGCAGCAACAGCAAGUCCAAGUGCAGGUCCAGCAGCAUCAGCAACAGCAGCAGCAGCAGCACGUCAAUCUGAGCCAGAGCAAUGCCAGUGCCGUGACCACAGCCACGCCCAUCUUCAUCAACUCCAACCAGGCGGCGACGCAGCAGCAGGCACAGCAGCAGCAAGCACAGCAACAGCAGCAGGCGCAAGCGAUUAGCAGCCUGUCCGGAGAACGUGGCGGUUUCCGAUGAAAGCAGGACACCCUGGCCAACAUAUCGAAGCAUCGGGAGGCAUCCAGCACAAUGUAUAAAAUAUUUCUAGUUGCUAGUUUAACGUAGUUCUAGUAGUGUAUAUCGGGCGAUGAAUCUAUAUAUAUAUAUAGGUAUAUAUCUAGCCAAGUAAGUGUAGAAAUGAUAUCUCAAAAAAUUGUAAUUUAUUGCCGAAAGAAAGCCCUCCUCCUGCAGGUUUCACCUUUCCCCAGAGUCCCACAACCACCCACCUUCACCUUCACACUUUUAAAAACCAUCCUAGAGAUUUAGAGAGAGACACGCCGCCUCCGCGUCCUGGUAAGGGGCUCAUCCGUUUAUUAUGUAUUUGUAUUUCUAAUUAGACGUAAGCUCUGAUAACAAUUAUAAGCCAACCACAAGAAGGACUAUGUGCCAGAA
This is a messenger RNA of Drosophila serrata, 2461 nucleotides long. RefSeq names its product nuclear factor Y-box C (gene Nf-YC). The record is from RefSeq and is a predicted model, not a curated record. Lineage: Eukaryota; Metazoa; Arthropoda; Insecta; Diptera; Drosophilidae. Gene Ontology annotation, molecular function: DNA-binding transcription activator activity, RNA polymerase II-specific; RNA polymerase II cis-regulatory region sequence-specific DNA binding; protein heterodimerization activity. Gene Ontology annotation, biological process: regulation of transcription by RNA polymerase II. Gene Ontology annotation, cellular component: CCAAT-binding factor complex; nucleus.